Messenger RNA from Prunus armeniaca (apricot), 1674 nucleotides. Lineage: Eukaryota; Viridiplantae; Streptophyta; Magnoliopsida; Rosales; Rosaceae. The record is from the annotation of a GenBank genome assembly.
AUGGAAGGGGCCAAAGAGUUUGGACUAAGAAAUGUGAGCUCGCAUUGCUCCAUUUCCGACAUGGACGACUACGACCUCUCACGCCUUCUCGACAAGCCCAGGCUCAACAUUGAGAGGCAGAGGUCCUUCGACGAGAGGUCACUGAGUGAGCUCUCCAUUGGCCUCACCAGAGCCGGCUUGGACAACAUUGAUAGCACCUACUCCCCAGGUGGAAGGUCUGGUUUCGACACUCCCGCUUCCUCCGCUCGCAACUCGUUCGAGCCGCAUCCAAUGGUUGCCGAGGCAUGGGAAGCUCUCCGCCGCUCUUUGGUCUUCUUUCGCAGCCAGCCGGUGGGCACCAUUGCCGCAUAUGACCAUGCCUCUGAGGAAGUUUUGAACUAUGAUCAGGUUUUCGUACGGGAUUUUGUACCAAGUGCUCUGGCUUUUCUAAUGAAUGGUGAGCCUGAGAUAGUUAAGAACUUCCUCUUGAAGACCCUGCAGCUUCAAGGGUGGGAAAAAAGAAUAGAUCGGUUCAAGCUCGGGGAAGGUGCAAUGCCAGCAAGCUUCAAAGUUCUUCAUGACCCUAUCCGGAAAUCAGAUACUAUCGUUGCAGAUUUUGGCGAGAGUGCAAUUGGGCGAGUUGCUCCUGUUGACUCUGGUUUCUGGUGGAUUAUACUGCUCCGUGCAUAUACAAAGUCAACGGGAGAUUUGACUCUGGCAGAAACUGAAGAUUGUCAAAAGGGAAUGAGGCUUAUAUUGACUCUAUGUCUAUCAGAAGGUUUUGACACAUUCCCGACUUUGCUUUGUGCCGAUGGAUGCUCCAUGAUUGAUCGUAGAAUGGGAAUAUAUGGUUAUCCUAUUGAAAUACAAGCUCUUUUCUUUAUGGCAUUGAGAUGUGCUUUGGCGUUGCUGAAACCUGAUGCAGAAGGAAAAGAAUUUAUUGAGAGAAUUGCAAAGCGUUUACAUGCCUUAAGUUACCACAUGCGAGGUUACUUCUGGCUUGAUUUUCAACAACUAAAUGACAUAUACCGUUACAAGACUGAAGAAUACUCGCACACUGCGGUAAAUAAGUUCAAUGUCAUUCCUGAUUCCAUCCCAGAUUGGGUUUUUGAUUUCAUGCCAUGCCGUGGUGGUUACUUUAUUGGCAAUGUCAGUCCUGCAAGGAUGGAUUUCCGAUGGUUUGCUUUAGGUAACUGUGUUGCAAUUCUCUCUUCUCUUGCAACCCCUGAGCAAUCAGUGGCUAUAAUGGAUCUUAUUGAAUCUCGCUGGGAAGAGUUGGUGGGGGAAAUGCCAUUAAAAAUAUGUUAUCCAGCAAUAGAAAGCCAUGAGUGGCGAAUCAUAACUGGUUGUGAUCCCAAGAAUACCAGAUGGAGUUACCAUAAUGGAGGGUCUUGGCCAGUGCUUUUAUGGAUGUUAACGGCUGCUUGCAUUAAGACGGGACGACCACAAAUUGCAAGACGGGCGAUUGAGCUGGCUGAGAGUCGUCUGCUAAAAGAUGCUUGGCCAGAAUAUUACGAUGGGAAACUAGGGAGAUAUAUUGGCAAACAGGCAAGGAAGUACCAAACAUGGUCGAUAGCAGGAUAUCUGGUUGCAAAGAUGAUGCUAGAGGAUCCGUCGCACUUGGGGAUGAUUUCUCUGGAAGAGGACAAGCAAAUGAAGCCAGUGAUUAAGAGAUCAUCGUCUUGGACUUGCUGA